AUGCCCAUGACCAAAGAAGAGGCCCUUCGGGCCCUGAAGCUGCUCACUGACAUUCGCAAUAGCGUGCCCAGUGAAGAGACGGCGCCCUACGAUGCCCUCAUUGAUGUCAUGCAAUCCCGUCUCUUCGUCGCUCUCCUCGAGCUGCAAGACUUUUACUUUGAUCGAGUGGUACACCGUUCCAGUGCGAGCGGUGCCUCGCCCCUGCGUCCCCGCAUUUCCUCCAUUGGUGGCGGGAGCAGCGUGGCUCCGCAAGACCUGGAGUGGGAGCAUGACUACGAUGUCGGGGCCGGCACCUCUUCAGCUCGCGGCGACGCACCCAGCGACAACGACAGCGCCCGGUCCCCUGGCGGCUCUGUCUCCUCG
Messenger RNA from Monosiga brevicollis MX1, 363 nucleotides. RefSeq lists its product as uncharacterized. Gene Ontology annotation, molecular function: protein binding. The transcript is spliced from 3 exons. NCBI's taxonomy places the organism in Eukaryota, Choanoflagellata, Craspedida, Salpingoecidae. The record is from RefSeq and is a predicted model, not a curated record. The annotation marks the transcript as partial.